Linum trigynum is the source of this 3263-nucleotide messenger RNA. NCBI's taxonomy places the organism in Eukaryota, Viridiplantae, Streptophyta, Magnoliopsida, Malpighiales, Linaceae. The record is from the annotation of a GenBank genome assembly.
GCAUAUUUACACUGCUAUUUGAUUUGAUGAUGAUCUAUAAAGGAAAGGAAGAGUUCCUCUCGUUCUUAUUUUUCUAUUUCCCCAAUGAAAUGGACAGUCCAAAAUAAAAGCAACUUAUUGUCAAGGAAAGGCGAAGAAAUGAAACUCGUACUUGAGAGCAUAUGCCUAAUGCCUUGACGAAUAUUACGUGAAUAAAUUGCUUAAAGGAAGACUCCCACGAAUAUUACGUUAAAGAGUCCGGUAUUUAUUCCAUUGUUAAAAGAGUAGCGACGGUGCAACUUAUGAUUUACACUUAGUCAUCUCCCCUGUAAUAAUAAAACAGUAAUGAUCGUGAAACUUUGGGGUCGUUUGGAAGUUGCAAUUGUUAAAUAGAUAUAUUGUUGAGAAUGCAUGUAUAAUAUUAUACAUGUAUUGUCGAAUUUGAUGCAUUGUAGAAUACAACGUUUGGUAUGUGUGAUUGUGUAUGUCGCAUCAGCUAAAAGCUGAGACAAAACAAUCUCAACUCAACUAUCUCAACAAUCAUAACUAAAAGUUGAGAUACAACAAUCACUCAAAAUGAGUGAUAGUUUCUGUCACAUCAUAGAAACAAUCCAUGUAUUGUUUCUGCUUAAUAAACAAAAAAAUAAUGCAUUGUAAACAAUACAUGCAUAAUGAAAAUCUCAACAAAAUUACCGCAACUUCCAAACGACCCCUAUAUUUACCCUUGUUAUCAAUUUUCCUUCCACUGGGACUUGUUUGUGAAGACUUCAUAGUAUAGGGAUCUAAAAAGGUCUUAACCCUAAUUUAAUUCGGUUGGAAAAGCAAUAAUUAGCUUCCCAAAACCCCACAUUUGCCCGACUCUGAAACUGUGUCGAUUGACAACGACACUGCAGCGGCCUUUCUCCCUCACUCAUUUCGCCGGACGUCGGUUCCGUCACUCAUCACUCCGGCAGUCCAGGUUAGUAUGGUUAACCUAUGCCAUUUGAUUGGAAUCGGUUUAUUCAAUGUGGUCAAUUUUCGCCCGCAAAACGACCCAUGACCCAGUGACAGUGCCUAACCAUUGGCCCAACCGUGUCCGAUUUCUCACGCGGUUCGGUUCUUUUGCAACCUUCAUGCCUUCCCCUUUUUUUUUUUAAAGGAAAAGAAAGAAGAGCCGUCAGGUCGCCGGGACUAUAUAGAGUCGCCGUUUAGCUCCAUAGUUCACGGCGGGAGGCAAGAUUUCCCUUUGCUCCACACACACACAAAACCCUUCAUUCUUUAAUUGAUUACGACUAGUUUCCGCAUUUUCUAAUCGCAAAAUCUCGGAAUCGUCAUUUCCCUCUUCGUUCACCCUUCCCAAUCUCUCUUAUUGCUAAACGGGUAAAAAGGCAGGGGAAAAAAGAAAGCCUCCCCCUCAUUGCCCCUUUUCCUCUUUACAGCCCUUUCAAAAUCUGGUAAGCUAGCCCCAUUUUCUCUUUGCUUUCUUGGAUCGAAGGGUUUGCGUGUGUUGUGUGUUGGCUCUGUGGGGAAUGUCAAAGUUUGGAACUUUAUGGUCUGAUGCUGGUUUCCUGGACUUGUCACAGAUUUUAACCUGAGAGGGUUUCUGGGUCUGGUUCUAAGAGAUUGUUUGCGGGUAUUCGAUUGUUUGGAGGUACUAAGUAGAGAGGAAUGGGGUACAUAGGUUCCCAUGGAGUUGCAGCUCUUCAUAGAUACAAGUACAGUGGAGUUGAUCACUCCUAUCUUGCCAAAUAUGUCCUGCAGCCCUUCUGGUCACGAUGUGUUAACUUCUUUCCUCUCUGGAUGCCACCAAACAUGAUAACACUGACAGGAUUCUUGUUCUUGGUUACUUCGGCAUUGCUUGGUUAUAUAUAUUCACCCCAUUUGGAUACAGCUCCACCAAGAUGGGUUCAUUUCGCACAUGGAUUACUGCUGUUUUUGUAUCAGACAUUUGAUGCGGUUGAUGGAAAGCAAGCAAGAAGAACAAAUUCUUCCAGUCCAUUGGGCGAACUGUUUGACCAUGGAUGUGAUGCCCUUGCUUGUGCAUUUGAAGCCAUGGCUUUUGGUAGCACUGCAAUGUGUGGAAGAUACACGUUUUGGUUCUGGGUCAUCUCAGCUAUUCCAUUUUAUUGUGCAACAUGGGAACACUUUUUCACCAAUACCCUCAUUCUUCCGGCGGUUAAUGGGCCUACGGAGGGUCUGAUGCUAAUAUAUGUCGCUCAUUUUUAUACUGCUAUAGUUGGUGCUGAGUGGUGGAGUCAAGAUUUUGGAAAGUCUUUGCCCAUUGUAAGUUGGGUGCCAUUUGUUAGUGAAAUUCCAACUUUCAAGGCAGUGCUCUACUUAAUGGUAGCUUUUGCUGUGAUUCCAACACUUUCCUUCAAUGUGUUAAAUGUACACAAAGUUGUUCAGGCUAGAAAGAGCAGCAUGCCACUGGCAUUAGCAAUGCUUUACCCCUUCUUCGCGUUGAUGGGAGGAGUUCUAAUUUGGGAUUAUUUGUCUCCAUCCGAUAUAAUGGGAAAUUAUCCUCACCUAGUUGUUCUGGGAUCUGGGCUAGCAUUUGGAUUUCUUGUGGGGAGAAUGAUUCUUGCUCACUUGUGUGAUGAACCAAAGGGGCUGAAAACCAACAUGUGCAUGUCCCUGCUGUAUCUACCCUUAGCCGUUGCCAAUGCCCUCUCAGCAAAACUGAACGAUGGAGUUCCUUUGGUGGAUGAGUUGUGGGUUCUUCUCGGUUACUGUUCAUUCACAGCUGGUCUCUAUUUGCACUUUGCUACUUCAGUGAUUCAUGAAAUUACCACUGCCUUGGGGAUCAACUGCUUCAGGAUAACGAGAAAGGAAGCUUGAAAGAUCCAGUUUCGGACUUGGUAUGACCCUCUAACCCCCAACAUUUCGGGAGCACGCUCAAUGUGUUUCAGGAGUGGUUCAAAAUAGAUCGAGGAACUCGGGCAACAGAAUCAUAGCUUUUGAUGAUGCUGAUGUAUCAACUUGGGGGAGUCUGUGGAGGAAGGAAGCGAGAUAGCAACCAUGGGAAAUGGGUUUCAGCUUUCAGGAUUUAUCUGUUUGAUUUUAUGACACAUGUUUCUGUAAGGGGUUUAAAAUGCAUAACCGUUUUCCACAGUUUAGGGGAUGGGAUGUGGACAUGUGGUCCGUUGAAUCUUUGUAGUUGGGUGGUUUUAGGUUACUUUGUGAGGCAUAUGGAACUGAGAUCAUCUCAAACAGUGCUUAGUUUAUGAUAUUGAGAAAUAGUUAUGGUCACCUUUGGCAAGCAUGACCACAUCCUGUACGAUCUAUGAUAAAAAUUUUGCGAGGCU